CCCACCCUGCUGGGUCAUGGACUCUGGGCGCCCCCGCUCCCAUUUCCAGUCGGACCUGGACUUCUGUCCGGACUGCGGCUCCAUCCUGCCCCUUCCCGGGGUUGAGGACACGGUCACCUGUAUCCGCUGUGGCUUUUCCGUCGACGUGCGAGAUUUCGAGCAGAAGGUGGUUAAGACCACGUUUGUGUUCCACAAGGUGGGGACGGCGGUGCCCGUGGCGGCGGACGACGGGCCUGAGUUCCAGGGGCCCGUGGUGGACCGGCGCUGCUCGCGUUGCGGCCACGAGGGGAUGGCCUACCACACUCGGCAGAUGCGCUCAGCCGACGAGGGGCAGACGGUCUUCUACACCUGCACCAGCUGCAGGUUUCAGGAGAAAGAAGACUCUUAAUUUUUUUUCUGGGUGACUCAGCAAUCUCUUCCUCUUCUUUUCCUUGAAAGGUGAAGGAUAUUGGGUUCUUCCCUUGUCCAUCCUAGUUGCAAUGUUUUGCUCCCACAGGACAUUAUCAUGUGCCAUUGUCCCCAGAGUACACAUACUCUAGUUGUUUCCUUAUUAAAAGUUAUAUUUUUUAUAU
This is a messenger RNA of Hyaena hyaena (striped hyena), 572 nucleotides long. It is a transcript of the gene POLR1H, whose product is annotated as RNA polymerase I subunit H. The transcript has 4 exons. The record is from RefSeq and is a predicted model, not a curated record. Gene Ontology annotation, molecular function: zinc ion binding; nucleic acid binding; DNA-directed RNA polymerase activity. Bases 17 to 388 code for a protein of 123 amino acids. Gene Ontology annotation, biological process: DNA-templated transcription; termination of RNA polymerase I transcription. NCBI's taxonomy places the organism in Eukaryota, Metazoa, Chordata, Mammalia, Carnivora, Hyaenidae. Gene Ontology annotation, cellular component: RNA polymerase I complex.